Messenger RNA from Babesia microti strain RI, 1092 nucleotides. Its product is annotated as pre-mRNA-splicing factor 18. The transcript is spliced from 8 exons. Gene Ontology annotation, biological process: generation of catalytic spliceosome for second transesterification step; RNA splicing. Lineage: Eukaryota; Apicomplexa; Aconoidasida; Piroplasmida; Babesiidae. The record is from RefSeq and is a predicted model, not a curated record. The coding region runs from base 1 to 1092 and encodes 363 amino acids. Gene Ontology annotation, cellular component: U2-type post-spliceosomal complex; U5 snRNP; U4/U6 x U5 tri-snRNP complex.
AUGCCAUGCAGGUACACCGCUUAUAUACUGUGCAAAGGUAUCAAAUAUUAUAGUGAAAUAUCACUAUACAUGGAUUCAAUAUUUAAAUUGAUAAAUGAUAAAAGGAAAGAAUUGCAACAAUUCAAAAAGGGUACUUCCAUAUCACAACGGGAACUUCUAAAUAAGGAAAAGGAGGAAAUUCUACAAAGGCAAAGGGAGCAAAAAGAAGCCAAAGAGAAAUUAUCGUACCAAAAACUUGAGCAACUCGAAAAAAGGUUUGAAAGAGGUAACAAACGGAAAUUAGAUACACCAAGCGAAACUAAACAUACUGCUAUUGAAAUUACAAAAGAAACUACAGCCGAAAUAUAUCGCAAGCUGAGGAAAUUAAAGUUACCAAUAAUUAUUUUUGCGGAAACACCCAAUGAAAGAUACAACCGGCUCUGCCGUUCAGAAAUUGGAUUGGCUGGAUCUAACUCAUCCGGAUCGAAUAUAAACCACGACACUCUUGCCAAUGUAGAUCGAGAAUUUGAACUUCACAUUCAAGCCCUGGGCGAUUCAUUAAAUGACCACACUGCUAAGCAUAAAAAAUUAUAUGAACAAAACAACGCGCAAAAAAUUAGUGACCCUAAUGCGAUAAAAACACGAAAAAUUUGCGACUGGAUCUCAAAGAUUUUGGACUUUUGGGAACGGGAAAUAUCACAACAAAAAUCCAAAAUUGGCGUUGAUGUAAAGAGUACUACACUACUUGCGCAAACUAGAACUGGACUAGAACCUCUAGUCAAACUAUUGCGAAAAAAUAAACUUGAUAUAUCAAUACUGGAUAAAUUGUGUAAAAUUAUCGAUUGUAUUGAAACCAUGGAUUAUCGUGGUGCCCAUGAUACGUAUAUGAUGCUGGCCAUUGGUAAUGCGCCAUGGCCCAUGGGCGUGGCUAAUAUUACUAUUCAGGCAAGACCUUGGAGGUCCAAAAUAUAUGAGUCGGAGGUGGCUCACAUACUUAAUGAUGACACUACUAGGAAGUUUAUUCAAAUGUUUAAGCGUUUGAUGACCAUAGCCCAGAGGAUUAACCCCACUAGUAUUUCAAAACAAGUGCAUAUGACGACCCCUCUAAACUGA